Messenger RNA from Bactrocera tryoni, 4088 nucleotides. RefSeq names its product mucin-5AC. NCBI's taxonomy places the organism in Eukaryota, Metazoa, Arthropoda, Insecta, Diptera, Tephritidae. Gene Ontology annotation, cellular component: plasma membrane; cytoplasm. The record is from RefSeq and is a predicted model, not a curated record. The coding region runs from base 68 to 3766 and encodes 1232 amino acids. The transcript has 9 exons.
AGAAAAAAUAUCAUGUCGUUACAAUAUUUUAUUGUAUGAAGUGUUAAAUAUUUUUACAAAAAUUUAUAUGCCAAUGGCUACGAGCUCAUCCACGGCAGCUGCAUCGGUAACAGCUGCCACAGCUACAUCUUCGUCUAUAAGCACAUUGAGUAGUGGUGCUAACAGUGGAAGUGGGAGUGCCCCUUUGAUUAAUACAAACCCAGCGCAAUUUCGAGAAAUACAUAAAAAUACUUGGCUUAAAAGAUUAACAGCUGAAGGCAAAAAAAUUACUGUAGGGCCCAAAAAAUCUGAUCGCAGCUGGGUUGUUUUUUGUGUGCACGAUGACACGGACGCCCUUUUGGAGGGAUAUGCAGAGCCUCGUCAGGCAGCUGCUCACAGUCCGGAGUGGAUCGUUUCGAUGCAGGACACUUUACACAUUUCGCAUGCACUCAUUCCAAAUUCACAUGAAUUCGAAUUUGUCGUCACGCUUGCUAAUGAAGUGAUACGCUUUCAUGCAAUGUCAUGGGAAAUUAUGCAGGAAUGGGUUGAGACGUUACGGUCUAAAUUGCGUGAAAUGAAAAUUCUAUCGCCACGAGAGAAUCUCUAUACAAAGUUACCUGAAAUACGUGCUCCACUCCUACCCACUCGUGAUCCAACAUCACCACUGCCGGCACCACCACCCGUACCAGCAGCAAUAGUACCAGGCGUUGAACGCAUUGUACCACCAAGUUCAGUUCAAGACAUUGCUACUAAUGAAGCUCUUUUAGAACGACCUAAUACUACAAUAGCAGUCACAACUUCUACUGUAGCACAAUCUCUGCCAACAACUACAACCAUUUCUAGUAAUAGUGGCAGAGUACAUCUGCCCACAACUACGGCAAACGUAAGCAACAGUGGUAGCAAUUCGUCAGUGUCCAAUGUAUCAACUACUACACCUCAAGCAACGGCAUUACCAGCCCUUACUGCCAUGUCGAAUACACUUACACAGAAUCUCCUGAAUUUGCUUUCCGAUCCUAUUAGUGCGUAUAGCGAGCAAAUAAACGAUGCUUUACAUAUGGAGGAGAAUAACUUUAUUCAUGAUGCGAAUGACACCUAUUUUGACGAUGAGUUUCUUUCACCAAUUCUAAGAAAAUCACAACAAAGACAUGGAACGUCAACAAUUAGUUCUGGUAACAGUGUACGUGUAGAUAUCGGACAACGUGCAUCAGCAGAUCAAAUCAAAAACUGGGAAAGUUUGGUGCAAGCAGAAAGCGUUGUGUCAUCAAGACUUCAAACCUCCCGUUCGCUGUCCGCUGGUGCUGCCGAUACAUCCCGAAAGGAAGUCACAAAUUCCUCAAUUACUCAUAACGUAUCCACCACGUCGAGUGAUGACAAUAUCACAGAGUUCGAGAUCAGUGUAGAUCCACAAUCCGAUACGUGGCCGAAUACUUCCAUUACCUCGACUAACAGUGAAUCAAUUGAACAGUUAGAUGUAGAUAAAAUGAACAUCACCAUCAUACAAGUAUCAGCAAACGAUAGCAAUGAACUGAAACAGCAAAAAGAAACAAAAACCAGUGCAAAAGUGUCCAAUAAACGGGUCACUGGGGAAAUUUUCAAAUUCCCCGAUGCCGUACAGACCGAGUACAAAAGCAAUGUGCAAAUCAUUCCGUCCACAAAAUCAAAUAGUAGUACAAUACAGGUACUUGGUACUAAAACCACUACUACAACAACAAAUACUACCACAAAAACCACACCAUAUGCAACACCAGUAAAAAGGCCGAACCACAACAUUUCAUCAGCAACAACAACGGCGAAUUUACCCGCAGAGGAGUUGAAAAUAACAACGGUACAUGUAAUAGGCAAUAACCCAGUAGUGACUGCCAAAGCUCCAGAAGCGCACAACACCAUUGUUUCCAAUGCCGUUUCCUUAUAUGGCACGUGUUACAACUCAUCUGCAUCCAGUUCGACGGCUCAGCCAGCAAACGCGUCCAGCAAUAAUGGGACGCCUAAAAUGAUGAAGAAAAUCAUACUUUCAGCUAAUACUUCAGGCAUAACAAAUAUAACGGUGGAUAAUGCUAGUACGUCAAACAGGCCGGACAGAUAUGUUAUCGCGCCAGAAGCAACUAUCAAACAUAAUGCUGGAUCGGUUCACUAUGAAAAGGUCUUUCUAUCAACUAGUAAUCCACCAGAGCUAGACAUCUCGUCAAACGCUACGCUCAUAGGUACCGUAACGACCACGGUGCCGCCACUAUCACCCACAUUAAUCGGUAACUCAACGACGCAUGCGCGCGCUGAGGUGGCAUCUAGUUCGACUGGUAAACCCGAAAACGAAUAUGUUUCCAAACCGUCUUCCCCAAUACCCCAGAGAGAGGCACAUAAGCAAAUCAAGCCCACGCCAGCAGCUCGUACCGUUAGUCCAACACCACACGUUGAAAUACCGUCGCUACCGCCGAAAAGCCGCCACAAAGCAAUGCAAUCGCCAUUAAUGGCACGAGCACAUCCGUCUAACGUCAGUCCCAUGUUGGAGCGUCGACGCAUUACAACAACUACAAGUCUUCUAACGCGCACUACCACAUCAUCGCCACCGCCAACGUCCCAUCAAGCUCCGCCUGCUUCGAUACCAACAACUACAACAACAAAUACUCAAUUUCCCUUACCUGGCCGCGGUCACUUACUAACGCGCGGACUUACUGAAGCUGUGAUAACGACUCGACCGAGUCGCCGUGAUUUUCAUUUACUUAAAGCGUCUGCGGUAAAGGGAAAACCAAAAGCUGUUGCAGGCAAUAAAAGUGGCAGUGCGGUGACUUCAAACAACAAUGGUGACAAUGUAUCUGUGCCGCAACCCUCAACCAGCACCGGUAGCAGUUCGAAUGCACCGCAGCACAACCGCAGUCGCAAUAGUGAAUUAAUGGAGCAACGUCGACGUAGCUCUUCUACAUCUGAUGCACGCACCGGUCCUACACGCGGUACCAACAACAAUGAACUGCCUGGCGCGCGUAAUACAGCAUUGCGCUUUCAACAUCCGCCCCAACCUUUUCGCAACGCCGAAAAUGGACUGGCAAAUGAUAGCGGGAACGGUGGUGUAGCUGGCAGCCACAUUGGUUUAUCAUCGCCGCUGCCAUCACCCAGUGGUGCUAAUAGUUCGCCGGCGAAUAAGCGCAUGACACUGCGCGAACAUCAGGUCAUGCAAUUGCGGCGUGAAAUCAUGCAUCCCGGUGGGGUGCGCCUGCAGCUGCGACGCAAAGAUUGCCUGGGCUCAAUUGCAUGGGUAGAUGCUUUUGGUGCUGUGUGGGUGGCUGGUUGGAAGCAAAAAGAACAUCCAGUGCUGUACAAUGCACUACAUAUCGGCGACCAAUUGCUCUCCAUUGCCGGUACAGCGAUAACUACAGCAAAUGAGGCCAACAAAAUAAUACGCAACACGAAUACGCUUUUUGUCGAGGUGCUCGUACGUCGCAUACCCUUCGGUCGCGGCUACGCUAUACGACGUGAGCGUGAGGGUCAGUGUUUGGGUCUAAUACGCGAUGGCAACACAGCCACCAUUGUUGAUGUAGUGCCAAAUAGCUUAGCAGCACGGCAUGGACUGCCACCCAAGGCACAAUCCUGUGAUGGCACAACACUUACAUUCUGGGUACUUACUGAGAUCAAUGGGCGACCUUUGAAUCUAUUUUUCAAGGAAAAUGAGAUACGCGAUCGCUUGAAUUCCGUGGGACGCGAUAUCUCCAUAUUGGUGCAACCUUCAGACUUAAUAACAAAACUUAAAAAACAAUUGAAAUCGCUACGUGGCUACAAGGAUUAUCUUGUGCAAUAGUGAAAUCACUUCAACACGUUGCAAACUAACUCAUUAGUAAUUUUUAAAAAGACAUUUUUGCAAAAUAGACUAAGAAAAGAAACACUUCCAAGUUACAAAAGAAUACUAAUCCCUCAAAACUUUUUAAUGCAUAUAACUUCUAAUUAGAUUUAAAAUUGAAAAAGAAAACUAUUAAAAAAUUAUAAACUAACAACAGCCCAAUUUUGCUUCAAAAGUAAAUAGGGCAAGGAAUGAAAAGUCGGUUUGCAGGAACAUAAUCAAGCAAUCAUAAAGUGGAAUUGUAUGCCGUUCGUUAUAAUAAGGAAAAUAUGAAACAUUUAAA